This is a messenger RNA of Nematolebias whitei (Rio pearlfish), 2135 nucleotides long. It is a transcript of the gene acsl2, whose product is annotated as acyl-CoA synthetase long chain family member 2. The record is from RefSeq and is a predicted model, not a curated record. Gene Ontology annotation, biological process: long-chain fatty acid metabolic process; very long-chain fatty acid metabolic process; long-chain fatty-acyl-CoA biosynthetic process. Gene Ontology annotation, molecular function: arachidonate-CoA ligase activity. Lineage: Eukaryota; Metazoa; Chordata; Actinopteri; Cyprinodontiformes; Rivulidae. The transcript is spliced from 19 exons. Gene Ontology annotation, cellular component: endoplasmic reticulum; membrane. Bases 1 to 2109 code for a protein of 702 amino acids.
AUGCAGUUCCAGGAGUGGUUGCGGUCACUUUGCUCACACGCAGGAUUUAAAGUAUCUGAAUCAGAGGACCUGGGGACCUUGCCAUCUAUCUCCUCCUUCUCUCUGUCGACCUCCUCUCUGCUGGGUCUAGGAGCCUUGGCCUCCCUCACUGUGUACUGGCUGGUGACCCGUCCUCAGCCCAUGCGUCCUCCCUGUGACCUACAAGCUCAGUCUGUCGCCGUCGGCGGAGAUCCGAGCUGCAGGCGGUCCGCUCUGCUUCAAGAUGACACUCUGAUGGAGUUUUACCAUGACGACAUCAGGACGGCGUACGACAUGUUCCAGAGAGGUCUGAGGAUCUCAGGACAUGGUCCAUGUCUUGGCUUCAGAAAGCCAGGUCAGCCCUACGAAUGGAUCUCUUAUGUCGAGGUGACCCAGCAGGCACAGUGGAUGGGCAGUGGCAUGAUUUCUAACGGCUGCCAGAAAUACGUUGGAGUAUUUUCACCGAACAGACCUGAGUGGAUCAUCUCUGAGAUGGCCUGCUACACCUACUCCAUGGUUCUAGUGCCGCUGUAUGAUACUCUGGGCGUGGAGGCCAUUGUUCACAUCCUCAACCUUGCUGAGAUAACACUAGUGAUCUGUGACAAAGAGGAGAGGGCAGCAUCUUUGCUGGAGUGCAAAGAGAAAGGCACGGCUCCAGGAAUCUCCUGCCUGGUUCUCUUCACCGACUUCAGCCAAGCGUUUGCGGAGCGGGCGAAGAAGUGCGAGGUGGAGGUUUUGAGACGGGACCAGCUCAUGGAGCUGGGGAAGCAGAACCUCAGAGAUCCUGUGCCACCCCAGCCUCAGGAUCUGGCAGUGGUUUGCUUCACCAGUGGAACCACAGGGAAGCCUAAGGGAGCCAUGAUCACCCACGGCAACAUCGCCUCCAAUACUUCCUCUGUCAUUAAGAUCCUGGAGGGUUCGUUUGUGAUCACUAAGGAGGACGUGUCAAUCUCGUACCUGCCGCUUGCCCACAUGUUUGAGAGGAUGAUUCAGCUCACUAUGUAUUACUUUGGAGCCCAAGUCGGAUUCUUCCAGGGGGACAUUUCUCUUCUUAUGGACGACAUUAAAACACUCAAACCCACCCUCUUCCCUGUUGUACCUCGUAUACUCAAUCGAAUCUACGACAAGAUCCAGGGUUCAGUGACCUCUCCGUUUCAACGGGCUUUGCUCAAUUAUGCUGUGAGGAGAAAACAGGUGGAGCUCCGCAAUGGGAUCGUGCGAAACAACAGUCUGUGGGACAAACUGGUGUUCAGGAAAGUUCAGGCCAGUUUAGGAGGUAAUGUUCGGUUUGCCCUGACUGCCUCUGCACCCAUCUCCUCCUCGGUGCUGUCCUUCCUCAGAGCCACCCUGGGCUGUGUAAUCUGCGAGGGCUAUGGACAGACGGAAAGUACCGGAGGCUGCACUUUCUCCUUGGUAGGGGACAACAGCGCAGGUCAUGUUGGCGCUCCUGUACCGGGGGUCAUGGUCAAGCUGGUAGACAUCCCUGACAUGAACUACUAUGCCAAGAAUGGAGAAGGAGAGAUUUGUGUCCGUGGCCCCAGUGUGUUCAAAGGUUACCUGAAGGACCCAGAGAGGACAGCCGAGGCCUUGGACAGCGAUGGCUGGCUGCACACUGGGGACGUUGGCCAGUGGCUUCAGAAUGGCACGCUGCGCAUCAUUGACCGGAAGAAGCACAUCUUCAAGUUGGCUCAGGGGGAGUACGUCGCUCCGGAGAAGAUCGAAAACGUCUACCUGCGAUCUGUUCCUGUGCUCCAGGUGUUCGUUCAUGGAGAUAGUUUACAGUCUUACGUCGUAGGAAUAGUUGUGCCUGACAAAGAGGUGUUUGUCAACUGGGCCAAGGAGCGGGGAUUUGUUGGCUCCUACGAGGAGCUCUGCCAAAAUCCUGAUGUAAAGAACGCCGUAUUAGCAGACAUGAGAUCAUUGGGGAAAGAAGCAGGACUGAAGUCCUUUGAACAGGUGAAAGAUCUUUAUUUGCAUCCAGAGACGUUCAGCAUGGCCAACGGCCUUCUCACGCCCACCCUGAAAAGCAGACGGGCCGACAUCCGCAGAGUGUUUCAGGAGCAGCUGUCCAGCAUGUACAAGACGAUUUAAUCCACACAGCGCCCGAGGGUCACCGG